Messenger RNA from Lytechinus pictus (painted urchin), 4290 nucleotides. RefSeq lists its product as uncharacterized. The coding region runs from base 563 to 1261 and encodes 232 amino acids. The transcript is spliced from 2 exons. Lineage: Eukaryota; Metazoa; Echinodermata; Echinoidea; Temnopleuroida; Toxopneustidae. The record is from RefSeq and is a predicted model, not a curated record.
CAUCGACUCAGGCUAUAGCAUUACAUUGGUGACUUCUGAUGAUAUCAUUGUGGUCACAUGACAUCAGUCCCACCAAUGACUGCGCUCCAUAUACUUUCCAGGAGGGAGAAAUAAUAAUUACAAUGGAGAGCCAACAACAACCAAGGCCAAGCAUUGCGUCUGAAUUAGAGCGCUCCAGCUUGAGGUGCCUGGUUAUGAUCUCUGAAGUGACGAUAUGUCGCAUGGUGAGGACCAUACAUCAGUCAUUUGAUCACGAUCUUUAAUUGCUUUUCAUAACGAGUUCGGGCUUUACAACACUACAGAGAAAUGAUUGAAGCUGACAUUUAUGACGGGGAGAAGAAAGAAAACUUCUCAUGGUAAAAACAUCGCAUUUAGCAAGAGAACUCCAACAGCACAUACCAACCCCUUGCCGCUCACUCCGUGGACAAUGAAAGUGAUGAAAUAUCACAGCAAAAAUACUACUAUGUAUAACUCGAUCACUGAUUGAAGCUUUUCACAGAAAAUGCAUUUUUAAAUGAACAAUAAGAACAAGGGGUAAAAUAUUGUAUCAUCUCAGACUAAAAUGUCAUCUGGGUCACAGCACAAUGAUGAAAACCAAGCCUUGAGUACGCGGGAAGGUUCAGUGGCAGGAAGUCUACAUACAAGAAAGAGUUUGACACGUAACUCGAGCACAAUGAGCAACUUGAAAGAUCCAGGAAGGCAUUCAAGUGUCCGCCGAUGUAUCAGUGAUUCCGACCGCGACUCUGUAUACGACGUCACCGGGAGUACUGUGAUCGUCACCUUGCUCAUUCUCAGCCCGCCCAUAGUACUCAUUGGCGUGAUCCUUCUGACUACAGGCGCCAUCAUCAGCAACAUCUUCGUGCUCGUCGCCGGACUUGCCACGAUCUUGAGCGGUGUCCUGAUCGCGGCUACCAGCGCAUUUGUCUUCGUACGCAUGCGCGGUGGCGUUAGAAGUCGGGGCAGUAUGAAUGAAAGUAGGAGGAGGAGUGAUAACGGCGGAGUACCUCCGGGUCGAGGAAGCUACUACCGGGUCACGAUGGAUUUAGAGAGGAGUGCAAAUUCUGCAGAUGGCUCGUUUCGGGUGGAGAUCACAGAGAAACCUGCAACCAUGGUCACUUUCUUCUCAUCAGCUGACUCAGACACGCAGUCGAUACGAGGCAAUAGAAUCAAUGGGUCCAAUACUAGUAGUCUGAGUAGCUCUAGCGGAACGAUGAAGGCAAUAGGUGUUAAGCUAGGAUCUGAAAACUCCAGUCCAGGUUGAAUAUUGGUCAAAAUGGCGGGAAACCGGCUGAUAUAAAAACAUGCUUUCAGUAACACGGGGCGAAUGAUGAAGGCGGUUCCAAACCAUAUACAAGUUAUAUAUACAGUGGGUGUAAAAAAAACGGGACAGAUUUGAAAAGUCUAUAAAACUUUUGUUUCUAAUUAUGAUCUCUAUAUUUUGGUGUAAAUAGGUGCUCUGAAGUGUUAUCCUUCAAAUGCCAUUAAAAUAAAAUAAUUUAGUUUUGUUCAUGCUUUAGCGAACAUGGAAUGUUUUUGUCUGGGGUUGAAAAGGAAGCUUGCGCCAAAAUGGCAUAAAAUGAUAAAUAUGAUGGUUGGACUUCUUGCUAAUCAGCAGACUUCUUCUUAACCUUUUCAUUAUCUUUGCCAUAAUUUUCGAAUUGUGCGGUAAAAAUUCAUUUCCAAAUCUACUUAUUUGCUUGAAUCGUUCUGUUGUUCCUUUUUAAUAUGUUCUCUUUUAGUUUUGAAUAUUCCUUCUUUAGGCAAGAACACUUUUUUUUUUACCGAAGUAAAAAUGGGAGAGCGUGUUUUUUUUCCUUCAAAUCCUUUUAUUGUGUGCUACAAAGGUUAUGGUUCCUUUGAACAGUGGCAUACUGAUGGGUCGGGGCUUGGGGUGCUCCCCCCCCCCCCCCAAAUAAAAAAAUCAUGACCAAGAAAGAAAGUGGAAAAGAAAAUAACAGAAAACAUAGAAAGUGAAAUAUGAUAUCAUUUUCUGAAUAUUAUGUCAAAAUCACAAAAUUUUGUAUUUUGAUAAAGAAAGUGGAAUUUUUUCGGCUUCACAACUGUUUGAUACAUUUUACCCGAUCUGCCAUAUCUUGCUCCUUCAGAAUUGACUCAAUACACCAUUGCCGUUAAAAGACAUGAAUCCUUUCCUGUUUGUCCUGUCAAGCACAUAAACUUGGUGAAGGAUUCAAUAACACUUUGAAAAUAAAAAUGUCUUUUAUAGGUACCAUAACAUAAUUUGUUUCACAUGAUAAAAGGAUUUGAAUAAUUACAAAUUCUCCCAAUUAAUAAUGCAAAUCUUCUUAUUUGGGUUGACAAAAAGUCUUUUCUUUUUACUUAUGAAGGAAAAUUCUAAGUUAAAAGAAUUUUAACUGAAAAACAAACUAAUUCAGGUAAAUAAAUAAAUUUGUAAACGAAAUUUGACAGCAUAUUUCAAAAAUUAUGGCUACGACAAUGAAAAAAUAAAGAGGAAGUCUGCUGAUUAGCCAAAAGUCUAAUCAUCAAAUGUCUCAUUUCUGCCAUUUUGGCGCAAGCCUUUUUUUGAACCCCCAACAAAAUUGUCCCGUGUUUGCUCAAGCAUGAACAAAAUUUCUUUUUUUAAAGUGGUAUUUCAAAGAUAACAUCUCAGAGCAUCUAUUAACAUCAAAACAUAGAUAUAAUAAUUUGAAACAAAUUUUUUAUAGACUAGCUUUUCAAAACUGUCCCGUUUUUUUUAUACGCACUGUUUUAUAUUGUGGCAGAAAGAAGCUGCUGAAAACUGCUUAUCUAAAAAAAAGAGAGCCAAUGGAGUAAAUUAGAGAGUCAAAAGGGGCCUAAGCUUUCGAUCCUAGCAGAAUCUUCGUCGGAGGCAAAAUGACAAACAUAUAGGCAAAAUGACAGACAUAUAUCUUUGUCAUUUUGCCUCCGACGAAGAUUCUGCUAGGAUCGAAAGCUUAGGUCCCUUUUGACUCUCUGUUUUAUAUUGUAUAUAACAAUUACUUCUUCCACGAAGAUGACCCAUCUUCAUGAUCUUUGUGACUAUUCAAAACAUAUAUAUAUAUCGAUAUAGCGUUGGAAAAUACCGAGGUUGUUUUACCUGACUGCUAAGAAAGCACGAAUGCCUGUGAGCAAGCAAUCAGGGGACCAACGGCUUAAGGUCCUCUCCGAGGGACCUGGUAAUGAGGAUAAAUGCCUUACCAAGGGCACUAGCGCACCACUUGGGAAUCGAACCCGGGUCACCGGAAUCCGGAACCCCCGCUCUACCGACUGAGCUAUCGCGCCUCCCAUGUACCAGAGGGUCCAAGCAAUUUAUUAUUUUAUUUUUUUAAAGUUUUUUUUAUACAUUAUAGUAUUCUGAGAUCAUUCAAUUAUCCUGAGACGAGGCCUACUUUGUAAACUGUUGAUUAAUGUUGUCAACAGCAAACAUUUCGAGAUUGAGGAACUGAAGUCACUUUAGAAAUCACCUUUAGAAAUAAAAACCGUUACGUAGAUUAUUGGUUAAAUAUCAAAUAGGUCAUCAUAUCAUCGUUACGUUUUUGCUUGUUAUGAAUUAAUGUAACAUGAAAUACAAAUAUUUGUCCAGUUGUGAUAAACAGUAAUUAUAAAACAUAUUACCACGUAUUGAAUAUAAUCGUAAAGUUAUUGUGCGUCUAAGAAAUGUCAUACAUGUUUUUAUAGUGCUAAGCCUUGCAAAACAAAUCACACAUGGAUGUAUCUGUCAUACAUUAAUUUUGUCUUGGCUUCUGUAUAGAAUUCCCUAACACGGAGUGUAAAAUAUAAUCAUAUACCUUGUUUUGUUGUUGUGACUGUUAACUUCUUUGACAUGUUGUCUUGUGAAACAUGUGUGGGGGAUUUGUUUGUGUAUAUGUGUAUAUUAGCGUGUGUAUGUAUAAGUCGGAGGGUGGGCGCGCGUGUUUUCAUGGUGUAUUGGUGAGGAAAAAACAGGAUUUUUAACUGAUUUCAUUUUUUAAAACUAUAUUAUUCAUGUUUUAUGUUAUCAAAAUAAUGUACAGCGUUAUAUUGUUUAAUUAGAAAUGUUAGAUUGACAUGUGUAAUGAUUUUAUUUUAAUGAGAUCAAAAUAUAACAUUGGAAAUAGAGGAUAAUAAUGUGUGGGUUAGAUUAUGGUUAAACUGACGUGUUUGUGGCACCUUGUAUUGUGUGUAUCGCACUUAUAGUGUGUUUUCUGAUACAAGGAGUUCGAUUUAUAACGCAAUGCCAUUGAGUUUUAUCAAUGAUGUUUAUGUUAUUUAGCGGUUUGGAUAAAUACUAUUUGUAUGAGGAAUAUGUAGAAUAAUAAAAUUAUAUAUGUA